Aspergillus ibericus CBS 121593 is the source of this 2571-nucleotide messenger RNA. Its product is annotated as Het-C domain-containing protein. Bases 1 to 2571 code for a protein of 856 amino acids. Lineage: Eukaryota; Fungi; Ascomycota; Eurotiomycetes; Eurotiales; Aspergillaceae. The transcript has 4 exons. The record is from RefSeq and is a predicted model, not a curated record.
AUGGCUCCGAGAAUGAGUCUGGGCACGCAUGUCCUGCUCGUUUUGGGACUGUUGCUCGUGGUCCUUCCAACUAAGACGUGGGCUUUCGGGGCUGGAAAUAUUGCUUCGAUUUCGGCCGUAGAGGGCAAAAACUGGCGCCAUGGAGAUAUUGAGGAUAUGCUCAAGACCGUCGCUUUCAUCAAGGGCCACAAGUGGACCUCCACGAUGAUCAAGCGCGUGUACUUUGGCAACUGGUUGCGGGAUUAUUCACAGGCUAUGGACGUGGGUACGCUUAAGAAUCUCCCUGCUGAGACUAUUCGCAUUCUGGUCUGGAUUCUGUCCUUCAUGACGUUCGGUUAUGCAACGGCGGAGUUUGAAGUCACUGCGGACAGGUUGGGGGUUUAUCGGCCUGAAGAGCAUAUCGAUAACCCCAAGGACUAUGCCGAUAACCAGGACGCUCGCCAGUACGAUGAACGACUGCGUGGCCCGAUUCGCCAGGUCGAGCUCGAUAUUGAUCCGGAGACGGGCAUGAAGAAUUACAUUGCUAAUGAGGAGGGAGGUUGGGCUACGAGCGCUGCGUACAUCAAGUAUAGCUUGGCUCGCAGCAUUCACUACGGACGGACAUACACGCACGGAAGCAGGAAGGGCAACGACGAGGACCUUUGCGAGGCUCUUCGGUGCCUGGGUCAGGGCCUCCAUACAUUGGAAGAUUUCGCGGCGCAUACGAACUACUGCGAGCUUGCGCUCCGCGAGAUGGGCUUCAAGAACGUCUUCCCGCAUACCGGCGUGGACACUCAAAUGAAUAUCCGUGGCCAUCAGGUGUUUCCUCUUGUGACUGGAACGUUUGGUAUGGUUGACUUCUUCCAUUCUGUGCUGGGAGAAGCUACCGACCACUUUACCCAGUCAGAGGUCAAUGAAAUGGACAUUGCUCUUGGAGAUGCCGAGGCAAACUCAUCUGGUGGGUCUCUCGGUGCUUUGACUGGUCUCCUGGGUAAGAUUCCUGGGACUAAGGACCUCGUUGCCGAGGCAGAGGAGCUCAAGCGUUCCUCUGAGGCUCAGAAGUCUGCAAACCGGGCUGGUGGUUCUCGUUCUGGCUACACAACACGCGGUCUGGCCAGGGAUGUUGUCGAAUAUAGCUUAUCACGCAGUCGAGAAGUUGAUGACUAUAGCGCACCACGCAGUCGGGAAGUUGAUGACUAUAGCGCACCACGCGGUCAGGGAUUCGACGACUACAGCUCACCACGCAGUCGAGGCUUUGACGAGUACAGCUCGCCACGCGGUCGAGCAUUUGAGGAUGAGGUGCCAAGAUAUAGAGCAAAUGAGAACGAAAGACCUGGAGAGGGCAAUCAGUCCGGGUCCGGCUUACAGGACUUCGAUCCAAGCAAGACCAUUGCCCAGAUCUAUCCUAUCCUAGAAUUCAGAGACAAGGUUGUCCGGAAGCUUUCGUCGAUCAUUGAAACGAUCCCUGGAUUGGAGGCGAUCGUCGAGAAGAUUACUGAAACCCUGACCGUCUUCAUCAUGUCUCUGCUGGCUCCGUUCAUACGUCCCCUCAUCAACGCCGCCUCCAAGUCUUUGCAGUCUGGUUCAUCUGGUGUGAUCGAUGCUUCUGGACAGCAUCAGUAUGAACCUUGGACCGACCCGAACUGCACCGAUCCCACUCAUUCCUUACUUUCCAAGGACCACUUCUCCAACGUUCUCAACGAGCCGGCUGGACAGGUCGCGUCUGCUAUCCUGAAAUACGUGGCACCUCGGGUUAUACACGCCUGGGACAACAUCAACGUCUCCGAGGAACAGGUCCUGGAUGACUGUCUGAAGGUUUUCCACCAUCCCGCUCUGCGCAAUAUGAGGAAUGAAGCCCAUCGGACCAUGUUCGAGGCCGUCCAGUCCUGGGUGCAGUCUAGGCCCGAUCGUGGCGCUGAUCUCAACGAUAUCCUCAGCGCGGAGGGAGUGAGAGAGGGAAAGAACAGCACCGGAGAGGACGAUCAUUCACACGGACAUGGGAGCGGACAUAGCCACGGAGCUUAUCAGCAGCGUCCACCCCAGUCGCACCAACAGCAAUGUCCGCUCCAGUCGCACCAACAGCAACGUCCGCCCCAGUCGCAACAACAGCAAGGCUCGCCUCUUCCCUGGGACACGCUUUCCAGUCUUCCCAUUCCAGGCAUCUCUAAUUUGAACAAGCUGAACAGCGCGUUCUCCAAUCUGAUGGUGGGUGGGUCGUCGAGAGAGGAGACCGCACCGUCCGAGUACCCAUCACAGUAUGAAUCUCACCAGCAGUCCCAAUAUUCUCACCAGCAGUCUUUCCAGCAGGAGCAAAGCUAUCAGUAUCAAUACCGGAGCGAAUACCACAGCCAGGAGCAGUCAUAUCACCACCCCCCUCCCCCUCCUGACUUUGAUGACUCCGGUUACGGUGGGCACAAUGGAAGUCAGCGGAGGCAUCAUGGCGACCACCCCCAUCCACACUACCCGCCUCCUGGUGGCAGUCCUCCUCGGCAUCCGCCUGGCGAAUAUGAAGAGCAGUCUUACAGUUCCUACUCGAGUCAUGGACACGGAAACAGAUACGGACAGAACUAUGGAGGAGGAAGUUAUUAUUGA